Messenger RNA from Rotaria sp. Silwood1, 2325 nucleotides. Lineage: Eukaryota; Metazoa; Rotifera; Eurotatoria; Philodinida; Philodinidae. The record is from the annotation of a GenBank genome assembly.
AUGAAUACGACAAUAAUAGAUCAACAAUGUAAUUUGUUACUCGAUCAAUCAGAUAACUCAACUGAAAAUGAUAAUCAACUAAAUCAAUUUUUUAAUAUUGUUACUGAUGAAUUAAUAAAAUAUUCAUCAAUGAUAACAAAUUAUAAUAUAAUUACUAAAAUUGUAACUACACUCAUUUCGAUUGAUAAAAAUAAACUUUAUAAACAAUCUCAAUUGAAUCAACAUAAACUUUUGAUAAUUCUUCGUGAUUAUUUAAUCAAAUUCUUAUUUAAUCAAGAAAAAAAUGAAAUGAUUAAUAAAUUAUCAAUACUUUUUUAUAAUAUUUGUUAUAGUUAUAUUUUAACUGAUGAUAUUGUUCAAUUGUUUAUUUACAAACCUCUUAUCGAUGAAAUUUGUUUAUUUUUUAACGAAAUUGAAAAAUAUUCUAAUGAAACAAAACUUAUUGAAAUACUAAAUCGUCUUCUUGAAAUAUUUCAAAGAAUUCAAAUGAUUCGUUUUGAUUUACAUGAAAAUUCAAUUUUAGAACUUUUAUUUCUAACUAUUGCAAAAUGUAUUAUUUCAAAUUUUUUUAUUAAAAAACUUGAAAAUUUACCAAAAAAUAUGUUAGAAUUAAAUCCAAUUGAAACACUUCUAUUUGAUCGAUGUAUUGAAUAUAUGUAUUGGCAAUCUUAUGAAAAUAAUACAUUACAACGAAAACAUCUUUUAAUCAUAUGUGAAACAUUGUUACAAAUAAUUAUUAAGUUAAUGUCAUCUUCAUUAUUGUCAGAACCAGUAAUAGGUGUUGCCUGUUUACUUUCAUUAAAUAUUAUGGUAAUGGAUAAUACAACAGAUGAAAAUAUUAUUGAUAAUAAUUAUUAUCAUCUUAUUGAUUAUUGUAUAUCAAUGCUUGAUCAACAAGGAACUACAAUGAUAAAACGAACACUUCUAUCAACUUUAUGUCAUCUUACGUAUAAUAUUGAUAUGAUAGUUUAUAUGAAAAAUAACUUAUUUUUAAAAUCUCUCUUAUUAAAAAUGACUGAAUCAGAUGAUUCCGAAAUAUCGUUUAAUACAUAUCGUAUUUUAUCAAUAAUUAUGAAUGAAGAAGAUAUUAAAAGACUUGCUAAUAGUAAUAAAAUAGUUGCAGUAUUUUAUUUAUAUUUUAUUAGUAUGAUUGAUGAUCCAAUACAGAAAACAGCUUUUCAUAGUCUACUUCAUUCUCUAAAGAGUCUUGUACAACAUGAACAGAUUAAAAUAGAAUUAAUUAAUCAAGGAAUAAUUCCUUUACUUAUUCGAUGUAUUAUUGAAGAAAAUUUUCAUAAAACAAAAAUUCAACAAUAUGCAUUAGAAAUUUUACUUGCACUUUCUUUUAAUAAAGAUACAUUAAAUAUUCUUGAACAAGAUAUAAAAUUUAUGAAUUAUCUUAAAAUAUUAGAAAAUUCAACAGAAGAAAAUUUACAACGUGUAGCUAAUCAUUUACUUUGGCAAUUCGAUCAAAAAAUAUCUAUACAUACUGUAAAUACAUUAAAUUCUUCUUGUUCAAAUUCAAAAUUUGAUAUCAUGUUAAGUUAUUCACAUAGUGAUAAAAAAAUUUGUUUUCAAAUUUAUGAAAAUCUUGUUAAAGAUGGAUAUCAUGUUUGGCUUGAUCGAGAUCAAAUACAUGGUGAUACAAUGACAGCUAUGGCUAAUGCUAUUGAAAAUUCAGAAUUUGUAUUUAUUUGUAUGUCAGAAGCAUAUAAACAAAGUCCAUUUUGUCAAGCUGAAGCUCAUUAUGCAUUUGAACGACGAUGUAAAUUAAUACCAAUUAUUAUGAAAGCAAAAUAUAAACCUGAUGGAUGGUUAGGUAUUAUUGUUAGUGGUAAAAUUUAUAUUGAUUUUUCUAAAUUUGAAUUUGAUUCGGCUUAUUCAAUGCUUAAAACUGAAAUUGAAAAGACACAAAAUACUACUACUGUUCAUUCUAUAACAAAACCAACAUCUCAUAAGUUAUUAGUACCACAAUCAUCAUUAGUAGUUGAUCAACAUCAAUUAGUUAUAAAUCUUCCACAUUGUAUUGAUUUAUGGUCUAUAGAUCAUGUUCGUUCAUUUCUGAUUGACAAUAAUUUUAUAUCACUUCUACCUAUCUUUCCUAAUUUUAAUGGUCAUUUGCUACAUCAAGCCUAUUCAAUGUGUCAAAUAAAUCGAGAAAGUAUGUUUCAAGCAAUGAGACAUGAAAUUAUAGCCGAUGGAACUGUUCCACCUUUAACACUUGCUACUUAUCUUCAGUUUCUCGAACAAUUGAAAAAAUAUAUUCCAUUAAAUAUAAACGAAUCAUCACAAAUCCCAAUAUCAUCUAUUUGUAAUAUUAUGUAA